This is a messenger RNA of Salvia splendens (bonfire salvia), 1708 nucleotides long. Its product is annotated as ATP-dependent DNA helicase PIF4-like. The transcript is spliced from 2 exons. The coding region runs from base 439 to 1134 and encodes 231 amino acids. The record is from RefSeq and is a predicted model, not a curated record. Gene Ontology annotation, molecular function: DNA helicase activity. Lineage: Eukaryota; Viridiplantae; Streptophyta; Magnoliopsida; Lamiales; Lamiaceae. Gene Ontology annotation, biological process: DNA repair; telomere maintenance.
AUAAGUGAUUGUGUCCAAUGCCCAAUCCCCACCCUAAUUUAAAAAGUCCACAUUAAGCCUAGACAACAACGAUUUUCUACUGGGAAGAUGUUUUAUGUUGCUCCUGGUUCUGACGAUAUGUAUUACUUGAGGUGUUUGUUGAAUAUUGUCAAGGGAGCUACAUCAUUUGAAGACAUUAGAUUUGUAAAUGGUGUUCAAUAUGAUUCAUUUCGGGAUGCUUGCUUUGCAUUGGGGUUGUUGGAUGACGAUAAAGAAUAUGUUGAUGGCAUUGUGGAGGCUUCUUUUUUGGCAUCUGCGUAUUCCGUAAGACUAUUGUUUGUUAGUUUGUUGACCUCUGAAUCUAUUUCACUCCCUGAUGUAGUUUGGCAAAGUUGUUGGAAAUAUUUGUCUGAUGAUGUUCUCGAUAACCAAUGAAAACUUUCAAAUCAUUCAGCUUUAAUGCUCAAUGAUGAUCAAAUUCAGAGUUUCGCUUUAGCCGAGGUUGAGAAAUUGUUGGCCAAUGUUGGCAAAAGUUUACGUGACUUCAGUUGUAUGUCGUAUCCAAAAUCUGAGUAUUUUGAAACUCCUGACAAUAGAUUGAUGAGUGAUGAGUUGUGUUAUGAUCGUGAAGCUUUAGCAAGAGAACAUUUGGAAUUUGUAUCCAAGUUCACUAAUGAACAACUUCAUGUUUAUGAUACAAUAAUGUCAAGUGUCGAUUUAAAUGCUGAGAGAAUGUUUUUUGUAUAUGGCUAUGGAGGUACUGGUAAAACUUUCAUAUGGAAGACAUUGUCUGUAGGGAUUCGUUCGAAGGGUGAUAUUGUUUUGAAUGUAGCUUCCAGUGGUAUAGCUUCUUUAUUAUUGCUCAGUGGUAGAACGGCUUAUUCCCUCUUUAAGAUUCCUAUCAAUGUGAAUGAAGAUUCGAUGUGCAAUAUAAAAUCAUGGAGUGCACUUGUUGAGCUCAUCGAGAGAGCUAAACUUAUUAUAUGGGAUGAAGCUCCUAUGAUCCAUAAACAUUGUAUAGAAGCCGUGGAUAGGAGUUUCAGAGAUAUUAUGCGUGGAUGUAAUGAGUUUAGUAUGGACCAACCUUUUGGUGGUGACUUUAGACAAAUUUUACCGGUUAUUCCUAAUGGUAGCAUUCACAACAAGAUGUUGUGAAUGCUACUACCAUUAACUCUUCUUAUCUUUGGAUGAGUUGUACAGUUUUGAGGUUGACAAAAAACAUGAGACUAUUGAGUGUUCAAUAUGGUGAUGAAGCCUCCAAGUUAGAGGCUUUUUCCUCUUGGGUUGCCUCUAUUGGAGAUGGGGUUAUUGGUGGUCCAAAUGAUGGUGAAGUAUCUAUUCAUCUUUCUUCUGACAUUGUUUUGUCUAAUACUGGAGAUCCUCUUAGAACCAUUAUUUCCAACAUAUAUCCUUCGUAUAUGAAUCCCCAUGAGUUAAGUAAUUCUUUGCAUGGUCGUGCAAUACUUGCUCCUACUUCAGAGAUAGUUGAUGAGGUUAAUCAAUUCAUGAUUUCAUUGGAUCAGUCUCAAGGUCGAGUUUAUUUGAGCUAUGAUAGUAUAUCAAACUCUGAUUUGACAUCAAAUGGUUUUGCUGAGAUUCAUACAGUUGAAUUUUUGAAUAAUUUGAAAUGUUCAGGUACUUCUAAUCAUGAACUGUUGCUGAAAGUUGGCACUCCAGUGAUGUUGUUAAGGAAUAUAGAUCCUUCUAAUGGUUUGUGUAAUGGCACCCG